AGAUUAGUGCGGUAAACUCGGAGUUUCAUCAGUAUCGUAAGAACUUUGGUACUGUACGGAGUUAUCUAGUGAAAGUCUUGAGAGAUACAAAUAUAUUUUGUAUAGUCGUCAACUUAUAAAAUUGUCACUCAGAAGGAAACCAGAAAUCAAGAUAACAUGAACACGGUACAGCCGCUCCAAGCAAAUGAAACGAUAAAAGAAUUUACGAUGAACAAUAAGGAUAUAGCCAGUGAAGAUUCCUAUUAUCCGAGUAACGAAACUGGUUUAGAUGGACCUGAUCAAAUUUUGCCCGCUGAUAGUUUCACGACUACAAAAAUAGAUGGACGUGUACGAAUACAAUUAAAUAACGAAGAUUUUAAACCUAUAUCAGUUCCUGGAUUUUUGUCAAAUACAGUUAGAAAAUAUCCUAAUCAUAUCGCUCUAACAGCAACACCUGAUGAAACUGGUCACAGAAAAACAUAUACUUUUAAAGAGUAUGAAAAUCAAGUAAAAAUCGUGGCCAAAGCUUUCCUAAAAUUCGGUUUAGAACGAUACCAUGGGGUUUGCAUUAUAGGAUUCAAUAGCCCGGAAUGGUUGUUCUCAAAUCUCGGCGCUAUAUACGCAGGAGGAAUUGCUGUCGGAAUAUAUACAACCAAUACUCCAGAUGCAUGUCAACAUUGCCUUCAAACUAGCCAGGCGAACAUAGUAGUAGUCGAAGAUUCAAACCAAUUGGAAAAAAUAUUACAAAUAAGACACAAUCUUCCUCAUUUAAAAGCAAUUAUUCAAUACACUGGCACACCGAACGAAAAGGACGUUUUAAGUUGGAAUGAUUUAAUAAAAGUCGGAGAAGCAGAAUCUGAUGACAAAUUAAACGAAGUUCUGAAAAGAAUUGCAACGAACGAAUGCUGUACUUUGGUUUUCACGUCAGGUACAGUUGGGUAUCCGAAGGCUGUAAUGUUAAGUCAUGACAAUCUUAUACAUAAUGUUCGAUCUAUGAAUAGAAUUUAUAAAUUUAAAACCGGUUGUGAACAUGUAAUCUCUUAUUUACCUUUAUCUCACGUUGCAGCACAGGUAAUCGAUAUAUAUUACAGCAUAUAUGUAGUUGCUACGUUACAUUUUGCGGACAAAAACGCUCUUAAAGGCAGUUUAAUUAAUACUUUACUUGAGGUACGACCUACCAUGUUUGUAGGUGUACCAAGAGUAUGGGAGAAAAUAUACUCUAAACUGCAAAGUGAAAUUAAUACUGGAUUUAUUAAAACAUGUAUUGUUUCUUGGGCAACAUCUCAAGGAUAUCAUUAUAAUGUAAAUAAAAUGAAUGGUAACGAUCACAAACAUUGGGGCUAUAUCUUUGCCAAAUGGCUAAUUUUUAACAAAAUAAAAACAGCACUUGGUUUGGAUAGAUGUCAUCAUUACAUUACUGCAGCUGCCCCCUUAAGUACACAAAUCAAAGAAUAUUUUUUAAGUUUAGACAUCCCUAUACUUGAAGUGUAUGGAAUGUCUGAAUGUAGCGGUGGACACGUUUUAAAUUCACCUGAUCAUUUCAAAUUAGGUUCUAUUGGUUGUACUAUUCCUGGACUUAAGACAAAAUUAGAUAAACCAGACAGCAAUGGUGAAGGAGAAAUUUGUAUGUAUGGAAGACACGUAUUUAUGGGAUAUCUAAAUGAACCUGAAAAAACAAAGGAAACAUUAGAUGGAGAGGGAUGGUUACACAGCGGUGAUCUAGGGAAAAUUGAUUCAAAUGGAUUUUUACAUAUUACAGGAAGAAUAAAAGAAUUAAUUAUUACUGCUGGUGGAGAAAAUAUACCACCAAUUCAUAUAGAAGAGCUAGUAUUAGCUGAAUUGCCUGUGUUAAGCAAUGCUUUAUUGAUUGGAGACAAACGAAAAUAUCUUACCAUAUUAGUUACUUUAAAGACUAAAAUUAAUACUGAAACUGGUGAACCAAUAGAUGACUUCACUGAAGAAACUUUAAAAUGGUUACAAUCUAUUGGAAGUACAUCAAAAACAAUUUCUGAUGUUUUAAAAACACAUGAUCCUCUUGUAUAUGAAGAAAUUGAUAAAGCAAUUAAAAGAGCCAAUACGAAAUCUAUAAGUAAUGCACAAAGAGUACAGAAGUUCCAAAUUUUACCAAAGGAUUUCUCACAUGCCACUGGAGAAUUGGGACCAACGCUUAAACUUAAAAGGAAUGUUGUUUAUAAAAAAUAUGAAAAUUUGAUAGAAGAUAUGUAUAAGUAAAUAUUUAAAAGGGUCCUAUUUAUUACUUAAGGGAAGGAAAAAAGAAAAAACAUUUCUAAAAUAAAUACAGAAGUUACGGAAGUUAAAAUAUGCCUACAUAAAGUGCUUUAAUACUUAAAUUAAUUAUGAAAUUACACAAUUUAUAAAAUUUUAAUGUAAUAUUCUCACUACUAAUUUACAUGUUACUUGAAUUAAUCUUAAUUACUAAAUAUUUUAAACAAAAUUUAAUUUUAGAACUUCCAUAAGAUACUUAUUCUCUUAUAACAACUAUAAAGAAAGUAGACGCAAAUUAUUUUUUUGAAAUUUGGUAUAAAACAUUUUGUGAUUUAGUAAAACUAAAUUAUUGCUUAUCAAUAUAUUUGUCUCUGUGACAAUAAAAUUUACUCUAAUUGUUUUUUGAUAUUCCAUUAAAAACUGGAUAGAUAAAAGUGACUAAAAAUAAAAUAAGUGCCUAUUUCAUAUUACUGUAAAUAAUAAUUUUUAGAUCAAAUUAUAUUCAUAUAUUUAAAUACAUAUGAGUAUAUGAGUAUAUAUAUGGUAUGUGGGUAUUGAAUAUAUGUA
Molecule: messenger RNA, 2772 nt
Organism: Bombus pascuorum
Lineage: Eukaryota; Metazoa; Arthropoda; Insecta; Hymenoptera; Apidae
Gene: bgm
Product: very long-chain-fatty-acid--CoA ligase bubblegum
Exons: 13
Coding region: 157-2211 (684 amino acids)
Cellular component (GO): endoplasmic reticulum; membrane
Molecular function (GO): long-chain fatty acid-CoA ligase activity
Source: RefSeq, a predicted model, not a curated record